Molecule: messenger RNA, 999 nt
Organism: Talpa occidentalis (Iberian mole)
Lineage: Eukaryota; Metazoa; Chordata; Mammalia; Eulipotyphla; Talpidae
Product: taste receptor type 2 member 40-like
Exons: 1
Coding region: 1-999 (332 amino acids)
Biological process (GO): detection of chemical stimulus involved in sensory perception of bitter taste; G protein-coupled receptor signaling pathway; sensory perception of taste
Cellular component (GO): membrane
Molecular function (GO): bitter taste receptor activity; G protein-coupled receptor activity
Source: RefSeq, a predicted model, not a curated record
AUGGCGACGACACACACGGAGGCCACGGAUGAAGACACGUCCACGGCUGAGAUCGUCCUCACCCUGACGGUGUCCGGCCUCGAGUGCAUCACCGGCGUCCUGGGGAACGGCCUCAUCACGGCCCUCCUCGGGGCCCAGUGGGCAAGCGGCAAACGCCCCCCGGUCGGCGACCACAUUCUGCUCCUGCUGAGCUGCUCCAGGCUCGUGCUGCAGAUCUGGAUGAUGCUGGAGAGUGUUUACAGCCUCCUCCUCCGGGUCACUUACAGCAGGAACGCCGUGUACGUGCUCUUCAAGGUCGUUCUCAUGUUCCUGAACUUCUUCAACCUCUGGCUGGCCGCCUGGCUCAACGUCUUCUACUGUGUGAGAAUCGCCAACUUCACCCAACCCUGGUUCUCCGUGAUGAGGCGGAAAAUCGGGGCGCUGAUGCCCUGGUUCCUGGGGCUGUCCCUGCUCGUCUCCCUGGGCUGCAGCUUCACCUUCGCUAGCGACACCUUCUACGUGUACGUCAACACUUCCACUCCCAUCCCCGCCGGGAGCAGCAACACCACUGAGCAGCCCGACCUCUCUGAGGCCCACGUGUACUUCUCUGACACCAACGUGGCCAACCUGGUCCUCCAGCUCCUCCUGGGGGUCUCCGUGCCUCUGGCCAUGUUCAUCCUCUCGGCCGCCCUGCUGAUCGCCUCCCUCAGGCGACAUGCACUCCGCAUGCAGAGCCGCGCCACGGGCUCCGGGGACCCCAGCGCAGAGGCCCACGUGGGGGCCAUCAAGGCCCUCAGCUCCUUUCUCGCGCUCUACAUUCUCCACGCCGCGGCGCUCUUUCUGUCCAUGUCCAACAUCUUCGGCGCCAACGGCCCCUGGAGCGCCUUGUGCAAAGUGGUCGUGGCUGCCUACCCCGCUGGCCACUCAGUGCUGCUGAUCCUGAGCAACCCUGGGCUGCGGAGGGCCUGGAAGCAGCUUCGGCACCAGCUUCAUCUCCAGCUGAAAGGGCAGCCCCUGUGA